GCCGGGGCCCAUUCGCGUUUCGAAGGGAAGCGACUCCGUGCAGAACCUUCUCCUUGAUUUCAUGGAUCCUGUGGCAUUUUUUACAAAAUCUAGUAUGUAGAGACGUAAGGGGCGAGAAAAAAAUGCAGCACAUCCCCUACGAUGAAGUGAUAUUUAAAAAGAAUCCAAUACCUGCUCCCCACGUGGUGACUUAUAUUUUUAGCCAAGCCAUUUAUUUGGGAAGGACAGUAACUGUGGUCGUUUAUCAGUGCGUUUGGCAGCUGUAACUGAUCUUUAUUUUGUUAAAUCCAUAACCCAGAUGAGCGCGGGCUGCUCCUCCCCGUUCCAAUGCCCACAGGUGGGGGAGCGCGCGAGGGAAGGCCCCGAUGAGUCGGUGCAGAUGACCAUUUCCCCGCUACGGUACGUUGUGCAUUUUGCAAGUAGAGGAAAGCAAACUGGCGCCGCCAAACCAGCUUGCGUAGGCGCGUGCCUGCCGCCCUACCUGUCGCGCCCUGCGUUCAGGCCCCCCAGGCGCCGCCGCGUGCCCCCGGCUGUGGCUCUCGCUGCCUUGGCGCGCUGCGAGCCUGACUUUCGCUCGUGCUCCUGCCAAAAACGUAAAAGCGAAUGGUUACCAGAAGUGGGCACACCAGCAACCAAAUUUAUUAGUAAAAAUCUGAUUUGCUGGGCUUUGAAUAAACUUGUAGACUAUGAACAUAAUAAAAUGAAUUAAAACAAUAGUUGGAUAGAAGGUAAUCAGUUCAACUCUUGUCAUCAGGAUGAGAUCAGCCAUAACUUUCUGUCCAGGCUUUACGAUCAGUGAAUGUGUUUUUUGCCAUUGGAAUCACCUGUAGAAUUACUCCACUACAGAAACCAUUUUUAGUUAACAGUUAACCACCAAAUCUCAAUACCUAUCUUUCCGUUCAAAGUCCACCUUAAAGCCAUGCUGCAACUUACGUUUCUCUCAUGGAAACUGAUUGCAACAUGCCAAGCCAAAACUCUUCCGUCAAGCCGUGGGAGCAGCGGUGGCCAGGCGCGAGCCUGGUGCUGUAACGAUGCGCUCCCCAGCUGCCCGAGGCCCAGACUCCUCCUGCCUCGGCGAGACCUGGCUGGGCUCACGCCUCUUGGUUAGACACAGCAAGUGCCUCUGGAUCUCCUCAGCUGAGCCCACCUCAGCUGGUCAGAAAGAGGAAACACAAGACUUCUUCAGUGUCUACCACAGCCAAGGUGCAGGUCUUUUGUUGUUCAGGUUUUUUUUCUGGGUUCAUCACUUCGCAGACUUCAGAAAUGUAGUCCCUAUUAAAACAGAACCGCAGCGAGAAGCCUCGUGUACCGAGCUGCGAGAGUUGUUAGAGUGGUACGCGGCCACCUUUAGAGACCCCAUGAUGCUCCAGCCCCCAGAGUGGUUUAAGGCGUUUGUAUGUUGCGAAGCCUUCUUACAACUGCCUUUCUUCCCCAUUGCAGCGUACGCCUUCUUAAAAGGUGGCUGCAAAUGGAUACGGACUCCCGCCAUUAUCUACUCCACCCACGUAGCUACAACCUUGUGUGCUAUCUUCGCACAUGUCCUGUUCCACGAUUUCUCACAGUCUGAGCAUCUGGGACCCCAGACACAACGCGAGCGUCUCAUUCUGCUGUCCGUAUACGUGCCGUACUUGCUGAUACCGCUUCUGAUUCUUUUUACCAUGCUCUACAACCCCCACUACAACCACGUGGAGAAAAGGAAAAGGAAGUAGUCCGCUCUGGUGGCUGGAAGCACAUCACUCAUCCUGGCUUUGAUUCAGACCCUGUGCUGACGUGGCCCUCUGGGACAAACAGCUGGCUUGUGGUGUUGGCUGCAAAGGCUAUUGCCGGAGCAUCUGGCUCCUGCAAGAAAAAUUUGAAUUGGUUUGAGUUUACGGUUCUCCUUUAAUCAGAAACAGCUUUGGCAGCCGCCUGCAUUAGCAAUUCCGUAUGGUUUCUGGGCGCAGGCAGGUGAAGGGACCUCACACCUCUCCUGCUGUCACUUUUGUGCGGUGCAUCUGCAGUAGGAAAAUAAGUAACCAUUUGAUGUGUAACUGUGUGAUCGGGCACAGAAACUGCAGCUGAUGCUUUUCUUUCCACAAUGACUGUUGGAAAAACCACUUAAGAAAGAAAUUUGUCUUCCACGAGCGUGUUCUGAAAAAUCCAUAACUGAUUAUAUACAGAUUUGCAAAGCUAGGCUGUUGAAGCAUUUCAAGUCAUACAAUAAUUCUUAACUUCCUCACCCCUUCCCUUAACAAUUCCUAAUUUUGAUUAAUUGGAAAUAUCCAAUCAGUGAUAAAUGUGCCAAAAUCUGGAUUUCCCAAUGCGUAAAGAGAACUUUGACCACAAGGCAUACUUCCUGGAGGAUUGUGAAGUACUUCAGGAAUUGUAAACGUCUCUCUUCUAUGAAAUCACUUCUAGUACAGAAAUAAAUAACUAAACGCAUUAAA
Molecule: messenger RNA, 2426 nt
Organism: Phalacrocorax carbo (great cormorant)
Lineage: Eukaryota; Metazoa; Chordata; Aves; Suliformes; Phalacrocoracidae
Source: RefSeq, a predicted model, not a curated record